ACGUUCGGUAACCGUUGAGCCGCGCACGCCGCUUGUCUUGGGAUUGGUCUUGAUUUCGUGUGGAUUCAGGAUGAAAUAUUUCACCAGACUGAGAGUAAAAAGAGUUUUUGAGUGGGGCGGGAAAACGCGGAGCUUCAACCGGAAACUCAAAACCUGCGAGUUCGACUCGUUGACCAUCAGUGUGAAAGGUCUGAAGUCAAUCGUCAUCAAGGCCGGCCAACAUGUUCUGAUCGAGGGCGAGGAUGACAACAACCCGUUUGUGGCGCGGGUUGUCAGGCUGGUCGGCGAUGAGAGCGGGAGCCAGAAGAAGGUGAUGGUUCAAUGGUUCAUGCGUGUGUCCGAAGUGCCUCCGAGCAAACUGAAGCUGCUGGGCAGAGAGCCCCACCCUCAGGAGAUCUUCUACUAUCAGGGCAGCUGUGAGGACGACGUCGACGCUGAGUCCAUCAUCAGAACUGUGACGGUCAAACAUGUGGAAGCGGCGUCUCCGUUCCCCGACUGCAAAGACGAGGACACUCUGUUCGUCAAGCUUUCAUGGGACAAAAAGUCCUUUAAGGCGGUGGACGCCGCGGUGGUGGAGGGCAGCGUCGCGCCUUCUCUUGUGAAACGGUCACUCUCGCCUUCACCGCCCUGCUCCCUGCCCGCUGCCACACCAGUGUCCAGACACCACGCCCGACACGCUCUGCCUGCUCCGGACCUCGCCGUCAUGCACAGAGCCUCUUCAGCGUCGUACGGUGCAGUGAACGGGGGCUCAGGUCAGUGCGGGGCUGCCGUCGAGGCUGAGUCACUGCACUCCACCUCAAAGAUUUCCGCCUCCAAAUGUCUGAGCAGUAAGAGGCGGAACGCCGCGAGCCGGGCGCCGAGCGUGCGCAAGAAACUGGAACUGAACAGUCCGGACAAGAACACGAGCCCUGAGGACAUCCUGGACAAGCUGCUGGAUGAGGAGCUGGAGCCAGAGUUGAUGAUGGCUCAGCGGAUGUCCUCAUCGCCACCUCAGACUUUGACUUCCUGCCAAAGUCUGAGCCCGAUCAGCAGCGCCCGCAGGACCCGUGACCAUCAGGACCGGAUCCAGCUCGGGGACCCGUCUGUGAUCCUGCACAGACUGUCCCAACCUGGGACAGAAAGUCCUCCAUUGACCAGAGACGAGUCCUCCAGGGUGCAGCUGGAUCAUAGCCCUCAGCAGAGUCCCCUUCAGGAACCAGGUUCACACGCCUGCUCAGUUCAGACACCCAGGACGCAAAACGCAGCCCUGAAGAAACACUACGCCACUAGAGGGCAGACGUCUAAAGUGGACGACGAGGACACGCCCACACUGCCAGCCGCCGCCAGCGCCACCAUGCCGCGGAGCUCCAAGAGGAAGUCUGUGCAGGCUGCGUCGUCGCGCAUCAGGAAGCAGCUAAAACUUAUGGACACCCGCCAGGACCAGGAGCUGGACUCGGAUGGAGAGGAUGAGUUUGUUCCGUCCCUGAAGGAGCUGCAGAGCAGCAGCGAUGAAGACGACGUGCUGGAGGGCGACAAGGAGCUGAUGAAGCAGCAGAGGUGCCGGUCCGACACCACGGAGCCACGCACGCCUCGAUCCACUGGGAAGGUCCGCUUCUCAACCAGAACGCCAUGCAGAACUCCCAGAAGGAUGGUAAGACCCGGUCUAAGUGGUACCACUGAACAACACAUUCUGCACGCCACGCCCAACAUCCCAAACAGGUCGCUGCCGGUACGACAACCCACAAAUGUUCUGGAGGAGGCCCGAGCCAGGCUCCACGUGUCCUCGGUGCCGGAGUCUUUGCCCUGCAGGGAGCAGGAGUUCCAGGACAUCUACAGCUUCGUGGAGAGUAAGAUCAUCGAUGGGACCGGAGGCUGCAUGUACAUCUCCGGCGUUCCCGGCACGGGGAAGACGGCCACGGUCCACGAGGUGAUGCGCUGCCUGCAGCAUGCCGCCGACGCCGAUGAGAUUCCUCCGUUCAGCUUCAUUGAGAUAAACGGCAUGAAGAUGACGGAUCCUCAUCAGGCCUACGUCCAGAUUCUGCAGAAGCUGACGGGUCAGAAGGCCACGGCUGAUCACGCAGCGGCUCUGCUAGACAAACGGUUCAGUAACGCGGCGCCCAGGAAGGAAACGACUGUGCUGCUGGUGGACGAGCUGGACCUCUUGUGGACCAGGAAGCAGAAUGUGAUGUACAGCCUGUUUGACUGGCCGACGCGGCGCCACGCCCGCCUGGUGGUGCUGACCAUCGCUAACACCAUGGACCUGCCGGAGAGGAUCAUGAUCAACCGAGUUGCCAGCAGACUGGGUUUGACCCGGAUGUCUUUCCAGCCAUACAGCUUCAAGCAGCUGCAGCAGAUCAUCACAUCCAGACUGAACAAGGUGAAAGCGUUCGAGGGCGAUGCGCUGCAGCUCGUGUCCAGGAAGGUGGCUGCUUUGUCAGGCGACGCGCGCCGCUGUUUGGACAUCUGUCGCCGAGCAACAGAGAUCUGUGAACACGCUGGCAGCGGGUUGGUGUCAGUGAGUCAUGUGAUGGAGGCGCUGAACGAGAUGUUUUCCUCAGCCUACAUCGUCGCCAUAAAGUGUGCAUCUGUUCAGGAGCAGCUCUUCCUUCGGGCCGUGAUCGCAGAGUUCCGCCGGCUCGGACUGGAGGAGGCCACGUUCCAGCAGGUGUUCGUCCAGCACCAAGCCCUGUGCCGGGUCGAAGGUCUGCAGCCGGUCUCCGUGUCCGAGGGUCUGACCCUGUGCCAGCGUCUGGGCUCCUGUCGCUUACUGCUGCUGGAGCCGAGCCGCCUGGGCGUCCUGCAGCGCGUCCGGCUCAACGUCAGCCAGGACGACGUCCUGUACGCCCUGAAGGCUGACUGAGCCCGACCCGGACCGCCGCCGCGCUGCUCGACCCCAAGCCAGAACCCCGAGACAGAUUUUACUUCACUUUGCAAAACGUGAAUUCCUGAAAUGAAGCAAUUCAGUUCGAAUGUCAAAACUGUUUGAACUUUUUUCCUCCUUGUGAGAAUUAAUUUUCUUUUCUUUGUACUUUUUUAAUGUCUGUUUGAUGUAAAAUGUGACUUUUAAUCUUUUAGUAUAUUUAUAGUUUUAUGUUUCAGAACUUGAAAUGACUUAUAUCAUUAGCUUUGUGUUGCCAUGGCAACACAAAACAUUGUUUUUGAAAUAUUUUAUAAUAUAAAUUGACUCCAACAUGCUUUAUAGUCACAUUACUUUUUGGGCCUCAAAACAUUUUUCUUUCACCUUGUUUAUUUUUGUUUAUUAUGUUGUUUUCAUCGUUGUCAUGGUGAUG
This is a messenger RNA of Thalassophryne amazonica, 3269 nucleotides long. It is a transcript of the gene orc1, whose product is annotated as origin recognition complex, subunit 1. Gene Ontology annotation, cellular component: nuclear origin of replication recognition complex. The transcript is spliced from 17 exons. Gene Ontology annotation, biological process: DNA replication initiation; mitotic DNA replication checkpoint signaling. Gene Ontology annotation, molecular function: DNA replication origin binding; chromatin binding; ATP binding. Bases 71 to 2839 code for a protein of 922 amino acids. Lineage: Eukaryota; Metazoa; Chordata; Actinopteri; Batrachoidiformes; Batrachoididae. The record is from RefSeq and is a predicted model, not a curated record.